UCUCAGGCUAUCAGUGGAUGGGAUUUUGUUAAGCUGAAUAUGCAUCUGAACAUUUCGUCUCAGAGUUCAGUAACGCUGAGGCUGCACAAUGAGUUUUAGAAUGGCUAUAUUUUGAUGAGAAAACGUAAUUCAUGUUUUUAGCACAGGGCCCAGAUGACAUUUAUUUCUAAAGGAAAUAGCGGUGGCAAAAACUUAUUGUGUUUAUCAUUAUUUUUAGGGGUAGUAGAAAAAAUAACCUAUUUUUUAUUCACUACUACAUCACUUCCCACGAUAGCCAACAUGGUAAAGACAUGUUGUCACAAAUUGGUGUGGGGAGAGGCAGUUCAGUAUGUGCCCAUGGAUUUGCUUAUAAAUUCUAUUUGAAUAUCAGUGGUGUGAUCUUGCAAGUUCUUAGCAGGUUACCAAGCUUUUCAACAAGGGCCUAAAAUACCAAAUUACUGUUUAUUCGUGACUAAAAUGAUCUGAUGCUAAUAAUAAUCCUUUACUCUCUACUAUUCAUUGUCUGGUAACUGUAUUGGACUCUUACAUAUUAGUAUUUUUUUUAAUGUGAACAUAUGUCACCAUUUGAAAAACAAUUUCUUAUUCAAACCUGGUUAAAAAAAAUAUGCCAGAAGACUGUUAGAGAUGCCAAAUAUUCUUUAUUCAGGGCAGUGUAACAUAACUGAUGAUAUGUGAUAAAGUUAAAUUUUUUUUUGAUGAGAUAUAUUUUAUUUACAAAACAUUGUGCACUGCUGGUUUUAACAUAUGAAAAGAAAUAAAGUCAGUUGAUAAUUGUCUCCUGUUUUUAUGCUCUGUGACUUUAUUUUCCUUUGUGCAGAAUACCCAGUAGGCUUUAUUUCUGACCUAUUAGAACAGUAACACAGAUGCUUUAUCAUUUGCAAACUCCCAUAAAUUUCAUGGAGGAGGGUUAUAGCAUAUAUUGACAGGUAGAAAUUUGAGGGCUCUGAGGAAUUUCUGUACAAAAGGAAAUAGGCAGCUGGACUGGGUGGGGCGUAAGGAAUCCUAGCAGAGGGGUUAUUAGAAAAGCAAAGGGAAAUGACUCGCCAUCAGAGUUGAAGAAGUUCAUUUUAGAAGGAGAUGUAUGUUUCUUUAAAGAACUAAAUACUGUCUUUAAGUAAAAUUUGAAAAGCGGAAACCUAUCUUGGAAGAGAUUGCCCAAUAUUAGAAGUGGAGUGAACAUCGCUAGAGAAGAACAGAUGUUUUGGUGAGAGUUAAUCAUCUCUAACUUAAUAAACCAGCAGGAAUGUGUGAAUACAACACACCUCGUUGGCAAACAGAGAGACCGGGCAUGUUUGUUUAGCUGUGUGUCUAUGUGUUCAGCUACGCCACGUCAAUGCUGAGUCAGGAAACUGGGACUGCAUUACCAGACAUGACUUCACUGUAAAACACUGUAAAACUUCUCCGAAGAAGUCAUUCUGCAUGAGCUUCAUACGUUCGAUCUCCGGAAGCAGUAUUGAUCAGGUGCAGAGGAAAUAUGGGGCAAAACUCAUCGCAACAGUUGCCUCCGAAGGACAGCAAAGAGGAUUCCAGCAUCUGUGAGGUUGUCAGCGAGGCUAUAGUCCAUGCAGCUCGGAAAGUGAGGGAGUAUCUUGGAUUCGAAGAUCCUCUGAGCAAUUUGUGCCCAGCUUCCAACACUCUGAACGAGAUCUUCUUAAUCCACUUCAUCACUUUCUGCCAAGGCAAGGGAGUGGAUGAAUGGCUCACCACCACCAAGAUGACCAAGCACCAAGCUGUACUGUUCGGGGCAGACUGGAUUUGGACUUUCUGGGGAGCCGACAAACAGAUCAGGCUUCAGCUGGCAGUGCAAACUCUGCAGAUGUCUUCCCUCCCUCCUGUGGCAUCUCAGCCCUGUGACAUGUCCCCUCCAGAAUCCAGGGCAGGGGGGUCUUCCAGGAAGAGAAGUCGAUUUGAUAAGCUUGAAGAAUUCUGUCACUUGAUAGGAGAUGACUGUCUGGGCCUGUUUAUCAUCUUUGGGGUGCCAGGUAAGCCCAAAGACAUCAGAGGAGUGGUCCUGGACAGUGUCAAAAGUGAGACCGUGCGGGGCCAGCUGCCAGGACGGAAGGCCGUGGCACAGUUUGUCCUGGAAACGGAAGAGUGUGUGUCCAUCAGAAAGCUGCUGGGGAACUGUCUGAGUAAGAAAGAUGGGCUGAGAGAGGUGGGCAAGGUUUAUAUUAGCAUCCUCUGAACUGGACGUGGGCAAAGAGACUGUAAGGCAAAAAGGAAAAAGUAUUUUAGCGAGCUCAUCCACAUGCAUCAUCCCAGCAUGGGAUUUUUUUUUUUUCUCUACCCACCCUCCAUUGCAAGAAACUAAUCACCUGGAUCAAAGCAUAUAAUGUCAUGACAACAGGGGGGGAAAAAAACCCUGCUCAUAUUGCAGGGAAAUUUAAUUUAUUCAAUAAUAAAAAUGAGAGGAGAGAAUAAAGUCAGCCUUGAAGUUUGAUUUGCUAAGAAAAAGUCUUUGUUUAGUAAGUCUAGAACUGUAAAGUGUAAAAUGUAUUUUUACUGCUUGGGUGGAAGGUGGCAGGAUGGGGGAUAAGCUGGUCCUUUUUGUGAGACUACAGAAUGGGAUUAAUUACAUUGACAACACCAGUUCCGAUUCAGGACUCCUAAACAAAACCUCAUUCCCCUCUCUUCCUAUGAGCUCUGCCCUUGAUCCCAUCUCCUCCCCAGCUGCUUUCUCUGUGCACAGAGACUCUUGGUAGGAUUCACUUUGGGACUUGCUUGAAGUGUCCACUUUCCCUAUGCGUUAAACACAGUGACCCCUGAGGUGCCUGGGUGGCUCAGAUGAUUAAGCAUCUGCCAUCAACUC
Molecule: messenger RNA, 2809 nt
Organism: Mustela erminea (ermine)
Lineage: Eukaryota; Metazoa; Chordata; Mammalia; Carnivora; Mustelidae
Gene: REP15
Product: RAB15 effector protein
Exons: 1
Coding region: 1475-2185 (236 amino acids)
Biological process (GO): receptor recycling
Source: RefSeq, a predicted model, not a curated record